This is a messenger RNA of Styela clava, 4607 nucleotides long. RefSeq names its product serine/threonine-protein kinase PLK4-like. Gene Ontology annotation, biological process: protein phosphorylation. NCBI's taxonomy places the organism in Eukaryota, Metazoa, Chordata, Ascidiacea, Stolidobranchia, Styelidae. Gene Ontology annotation, molecular function: protein kinase activity; protein binding; ATP binding. Gene Ontology annotation, cellular component: nucleus. The record is from RefSeq and is a predicted model, not a curated record.
GAUUGUUUGCCGAGGCAACAGACACUUUGUCAAAUGACAGUUAGUGUUCCCAUACGAUAUUACUGAUGUAAUAUUAAUAAUGAUUUGGUUGAUUCUAACUUAAUUAGUGAAAUAAAAACAUAUUUUUAUGCAUUUGAAAUGUUGUAUCAUUAUGUUUUGGUAAUGAAAUGCACGAAUAUUGUAAUAUACGAUGGAUUUUAAAAGUUAUUGGGAACACUGCUAAUAUAGGACUUGCCCGUAACCAGCCUAGGCUUGCAGCAAACGGCUGUUAAUCGACAUCUCUGAAGAACUUUCACUGAAUGAAGACUUUUAAACUGCAACCGACAUUGCAUGGACUGUGCUGAAAAUUUGUGUUAAGAUUUUUGCUUUCGAUCUACUGUACGAUUCCCAGCAGUUAUGAUGGCAACUUGUAUGAACAAUUUCAAACACAACAAUAACAUUGGCAACGAUAUGUCUCCCCAUCAAGUUGACCAAUCACAGAUGGGCAACAAAAUUUCAGACUAUGAGGUCACAAACUUACUUGGAAGAGGAGCUUUCGCUUGUGUAUAUCGAGCGAAAUGUCGACUGACGAAUAGAGAAGUUGCCAUAAAAGUUAUCGAUAAAAAAACAAUGCGUAAAUCUGGCAUGGUUGUUCGAGUGAGAAAUGAAGUUGAAAUACAAGCACAAUUGAAACAUUCUUCUAUAUUGGAGUUAUAUCAUUGUUUUGAAGACACUGUUUAUGUUUAUCUAGUCUUGGAAUUAUGUCUCAGUGGAGAACUCAGUCGCUAUGUAAAAACUAAGGGAAAGAUGUCGGAAGAUCAAGCAAGGAUAUUCAUGCAUCAAAUUGUCGAUGGAAUGCUACAUCUUCAUGCACACGGCAUAAUACAUCGGGAUUUAACAUUAUCCAACAUGCUACUUGAUGAUUCAUUAAACAUAAAAAUUGCAGAUUUUGGACUUGCAACAAAACUUUCGAUGCCAACGGACAAACAUUUUACGAUGUGUGGAACACCUAAUUUUAUCUCACCUGAGAUUGCUACAAGGAGUGCGCAUGGUCUUCAAUCUGAUGUUUGGUCACUGGGAUGUAUGCUUUAUACUUUCUUGGUGGGGAGUCCACCAUUUGAUACUGAUGCUGUGAAAUCAACACUAAACAAAGUGGUUUUAGGUGAUUAUCAAUUUCCACCAGAUCUAGGUGAAAAUGCUCGUGAUUUAAUUCAGAGAUUGCUUAGAAAAAAUCCAAGCGAUAGGAUUACAUUGUCAGCAGUAUUGGAUCAUUCUUUCAUGACAAAUGAAUGGGAAGGUAAAGAUCAUGAAGAUUCUAUUGAUAGUGGUCUCGCUACAAUGACAACUAAUUCAACAAAUUGGUGCAGCAGAGUAACUGGUAGUAAGUCAACACCCAACACAGCAUCGAGGCUUCCCCCUCGUACAAGACCAUUCAUUGUACCUCAUCCCAACAGAGCCGAAAUGUGCCCAACACGAAAACAAUCAGACUCUUCUUCAUGUAAUAAUAUGUGUGAAUGUGAAAAUUGUUCUGGAUAUCAUUCGUCAUCAACACCAUGUCAUAAAAACAGUGGCAAAUAUUGCACUCAGGUUUCCGAAUCAUGCCGAGGAAAAAAUAACUCUCACCAAAAGCAAGAGAAUGCUCGAGAAAAUGACUCAUGUAAAUCAUAUCUUAGCUCGGAACAUCUUUUGCCUUCUAAACUCAACCCCCCUAAGAAAGUGCGAGAAAAUUCACCCGGUAGAGUUCUCCAACCCCGUAAUUUAAAUUAUGAGAGAGGAAAAAGUUACUCUAAUCCUCAAUUUCAUCUCAACUCAGAUGAGUGGAAAUCCGAAAAUUCUCACUCACAACUCAACACUCAGCGUACAUGUUCAGAUAUGAGCAGUACUACCGAAAACACUAAAUUUACACAAAGGACUGCUAAAUACGAACCACAUUUCUAUAAAUCGAACUCAAACCACUGGCAUGGUAGUAGUCCUUCUUUAAUAUCAAUGGACAAUAAUAAUCAUUUACAAAGCGAUCGUAAAGGCGGUAACUGUAGUUGUUGUAACUCCGGCUCAUAUUGCUUUUCUCAUCGUGGUAUGGAAGGUUUAAAUAAGUAUAAAAGUUGUGAGAGUCUUUCUCAAGUUGGGUCAAGGCGUAAUGAAAAAGCAUACAGCGACCCUUAUUCUAGUACUUGUUCUCUUCAAAAAAUUCCGCAAAAAUUGGAAUCUGCUUCUGGCAGAAAUGAAGGAAGAUAUCAGGAACAUAGAAACCGGGAUGAAAAUGCCAUUUCACAUUGUCGAAACGGGAACAAUAAAGAAAAUAUUGCAAAACCUGAAAUUACAAGAUCGCACCAUAAUCCAUCUCAUUCUACGACAGAUUCUAAUAUGAAAACGAGCAAACCACCGUCUGUAAAAUCCGACUCAAGUCGUAAUGGUAAGAAAGAACCUCUUCCUACAAUCAACUCAAAAAGAUUACGGGCAAUUCGACAAAAGACAAAAAAUUCUGUUUUGAGCAUCCUUGAUAGUGGAGAAGUUUGUCUUGAGACAGUUAAAAUCCGGAGUGGAAAAGAAGUUACCACUGAGGUUUUGAGGAUUUCUGAAGAUGGGAAAAACAUCAAGAUAUACACUCCAAAAUUGAAAACCGAUGAUAAUGGUAAUGACCGAGUGCCAUCACCAACUCCCGAAUGUUCAGACUUCACUCCAGAAAAUGUUCCAAGUCGAUAUAUGAAUAAAUAUCGAUAUCUCGCAAAGUUUGUCACCCUCGUUCGUUCCAAAACUCCAAAAGUUACUUUAUUCACAAGUAAAGCAAAAUGCAUGUUGAUGGAAAAUGAUCCAAAUGCUGAUUUGGAAGUUUGUUUUUAUGAUGGGUCUAAGAUUCAUCAGACAAAAGGAAAAACAAAAAUUAUUGACUCAACAGGAAGACUUAUGACAUUAGAUUCUCAAAGUACAGCAUCAAGUUCAAGCAUUUAUAGUGAUUGCGAUGUCGGUAAACUUCCAAUUGAGUUACAAGAUAUGGUACGACAUGCAAUGCAAGUGCGACAAAAAUGUCUAAAUCUGGAAUCUGCGAUUAAUAUUAUGGAAUCUACAGAUAAAAAGUCAUCUUAUUUUCCAAUCACAGUGUCAAGGAGACCAGCCCAUGUCGCCAACACGAAUGCUAACAAAGCAAGUGGGUCAUCGUCACAAUCAUCCAAUACUCGUCCAACAACUCCUCCCAAGAAAGACAGAGGUCCCACACAAUCCUCUGUACCACCAGAUUGUCUCUCCCCCAACAGUCUUCCAUCACCUUCUGUAGCACUCACAACAUCACCAAGUAUUGCUCCUCCUAUUCGAAUCACAGAAUCCGUACUGUCUUAUAAUACAGUAGCUACUGGCGUAAGUUCGAAAUUAGGUCCGAAAACAGGAAGAAGUCUGCCUGUGACACCGAAUUCUAGAACAUCAGCUAAAUCUACAUUAUCAGAUGGGAUGAGGCCAGCACAAAGACAGUUAUCUUUUGUACCGCUUGCAAAUGAAAACGAUGUCGUUAAAUCAGUAAAUAUACCGAACAUUGGAUUUGCAUCUCAUCUAAGAUCUGGUGAUAUAUGGGUUCAAUAUCAUGACCAAUCACAAAUAAUGGUUCAGUCAUCUGCUACUAAAGUUUUAUAUUCUCAUCCUAAUGGAAAAGUCGAGAGGUUUGGUCAGACUGUUCGACUACCGGAAUAUGUGAAAGACAAACUGGCUCAACUUCCUUAUGUUGUAGAAUUAUUAGUAAGGCAAACAUAGCAAUAUAGAAAUAGCCUGCGAUCUCUAUUUAUUUUUAGAAAUUAUCUAUAUUACACAACAAAUGGUCUUGUAUAAUCGGAGUUUUAUAGAUGAUAACUGGAUAUGCUUUUUAGGACUUUAAAAAUGGUAUAUUUUAUUUUUAUUUGGGAGCAAAAUUGAUUAUGGAAUUGGUAUAUUAAGCAGUUUUAAUGCUCUAUAUUUUGAAAAUGCAAAUUAUUUCAAAACCUAAAUUUCAGUCAUAUUUAUAUUUUGGUCUUUUAUUUGUGCAGAACGUUUAAAAAAUAUAGUGGUAAUUUCUGCUUAAUUAUGAUUGAACGACCAUUAUGAAAAAUCAUAUCAUAUAUUGGUAUUGCUGCUUUUAUUGAAGAUUCAUUUUUAUUAAUAUUAUUCUUUUACUGCUAGCUCGUUAUAACAUACUGUACCACUUAUUAUAUUACUAGUGACUUAUAUUUUACUAAGAGGUUAUGUUACUUUAUAGUGUUUUAGUGGAUAAUUGUUAUGAAAGUGUUAUUCCAGUUUUAGCUUUAGCUGGAACAGUACUGUAUAGAAAAACUCGAAAGAAUAAUUUUAAUCUAUUUCUUUGCCUUAUGUGUGGCUGAUUUUACUCCCCUUGGCUGAUCCUAAUAUUAUUAGCGAUACAUACUUAAACGGACGUAUUUUAAUGAUAAUAGCGUCAGAAGUCUGGGAAUACUAUUUUAUACCUUUUACAACUUAUAAUACAAGUGUAAACCCUCUAUUUUAUUCUUCAAACCUCGAUAAAAAAACUUUUUUACAAAAAUUAGAUAGUAAAAUUAUUUUUAUUUUGAAUAAUGUAUUUUGUCAUGCAGUAUAUCAAUACAAAUAUAUUAAUUACUAUUAUAUGUUGUUUAAUAAAAAGAAAGAAUGCAUCA